Theobroma umbraticum is the source of this 1668-nucleotide messenger RNA. NCBI's taxonomy places the organism in Eukaryota, Viridiplantae, Streptophyta, Magnoliopsida, Malvales, Malvaceae. The record is from RefSeq and is a predicted model, not a curated record.
AUGACUCAAAGCGAGACUGCUCUUCACAUUGCAGUACAACGCAAGAGAUUGGAUGCUCUUGAAGUCCUAGCAAAGACUGCAUGGCUUAAAGCCGUUGUGUGGGUGUUGAGUGCUUGUUGGGCGAGUGCUGAAGCACUAAGGCUGACUUGGGUUCUAAGUGCCGAGAUAAGGGUUGAGCCCAAGGCCGCACGGAAGGGCAAUGCUUUGCUAGUGGUAUUAGUUUUGAUUCUAACAGCUACUUACCAAGCUACUCUUUGUCCACCUGGUGGUUUUGGGCAGGUGCCUUUGAUUAUUUUCAUUUUUAUUUAUCUCACAAUGAAGAGGUUGAAGAGGGUUGCUCGGGCUGGAAAUAUUGAUGAAUUGUAUACAUUAAUUGGGAGGGAUGCAUAUAUUUUAGAGCGUGUUGAUCAGAUGCCUUUUUCUGACACUCCUUUACACAUAGCUUCAGCUGCAGGGCACAUUGAUUUUGCGAUGGAGAUAAUGAAUUUAAAGCCAUCAUUUGCAAGAAAGCUGAAUCAAGAUGGCUUUAGCCCCAUUCACUUGGCCUUGCAGCAAGGGCAGACAGCGAUGGUGCUUCGUCUAUUGGUAAUUGAUAAAGAUCUUGUCCGUGUUAAGGGGAGGGAAGGAAAAACUCCUUUGCAUUACGUAGCUAGCGAAGGAAACCUCAGUCUUUUGGCUCAAUUUCUACUACGUUGUCCUAAAUGUAUUCAAGAUGUGACAAUCCGAAAUGAAACUGCUUUGCACAUUGUGGCAGAAAACGAUAACUUAAGAGCUCUACGAGUCUUACUGCAGUCACUUAAGAGGACUAACCUUUAUGGUAAAUCGUCAGAAAAAAGGCUUUUGAAUUUCAGGGAUAAGGAUGGCAACACUGUGUUGCACAUAGCUGCUUCCAAGAAUCAACCCCAGAUGGUCAAACUAUUGAUAGAAUGUAGGGUUAGUAUAAACAAGACCAAUUCAAGGGGUUUGACAGCUCUGGAUAUCUUAGAAAGCAUGAGCAAUGUUGACAACAGAGACAGUCUGGAGAUUCUACGCGAUUUUGGAGGCUUGAAUGGUUCCGCGACUCCUAGACCGCCACCCUUACACGUGAUGUUAGGAUCAAAGAUCACACUUCUUGAAAACGCAUUUGGUGAAGUGUUUCAUGAUAUUAUCACUAUGUCAGCUGAUAGAAGCAAUGCAUUGCUAGUAGUAUUAGUACUGAUUUUAACAGCAACUUACCAGGCCGCUCUCACCCCCCCCUUUCCUUUUUCUGGGGCUUCUACCGGCUCUGACUCUGCAAAUAACACUUCCACCGAUUCCACUGUGAGGAAAUCAGUGAUGGCAUCAACUGCUUUUCUUCUCUUCUACAUCCCAAACACUAUAGCUUUUAUCAUUGCAAUGAUCCUAACACUUGGCCUUCUUGCAAUUGUUGCCAGUGGCAUCACUACUCUUCUUCUAUUUACCGGUAGCGCUGAGAGUCAUAGACCGAAUAAAAAGACUUGGGAAACAUUUGAUUCAGAAGGAGGUACCACGACCUUAAUAGUUGAGACAUAUACACCAGGAAAGUAUUUGGUUGAAGCAUUAGAAAUCCAAGUAUCAAUGCGAUGGAUUAAAUGGAUCGCCAGCGAGAAUUCCCUCUCCUUGUUUGUCUCACUCGUUUUGGGGACCUUGUAUUUGAGGAUUUUAUUUUAA